Cuscuta epithymum is the source of this 1071-nucleotide messenger RNA. NCBI's taxonomy places the organism in Eukaryota, Viridiplantae, Streptophyta, Magnoliopsida, Solanales, Convolvulaceae. The record is from the annotation of a GenBank genome assembly.
CAAUUAUACGGAGUAUAUAUACAAUCUUGUGGAUGAUGUCAAUAUACUAUGUCUAGCAUCGCCUACUUUUCAUUUCAAACCAGCAAUUAGGGUUCCGUUCAUAAGGUCCCUCUGGAUAAAGUAAGUUACUCCAUCCCUGUUUUUAGGGUUACGAUUCUUACACAGGAGAUUGGAAGGAAGGAUGAGCGUCGUCAAUCUUACCAACGUGUCGGUUUUAGACAAUCCUGCACCUUUUCUGAAUCCAUUCCAGUUUGAGAUUUCUUAUGAAUGCCUCACUUCCCUGAAAGAUGAUUUGGAGUGGAAGUUGAUUUAUGUUGGGUCUGCAGAGGAUGAAACUUAUGACCAGCUCUUAGAGAGUGUUUUAGUUGGACCUGUGAAUGUCGGCAAAUACAGGUUUCUGCUUCAGCAUUACCCAUUUGGAUUUGCUGACUGGGUUCAACAUACCUGGAAUACUUUCAUUCACAGGCAGAUCCUCCAGACCCGUCAAAAAUUCGUGAAGAAGAUAUUAUUGGUGUGACAGUAUUGUUGUUAACAUGUUCUUAUGUCGGACAAGAAUUUAUUCGAGUAGGAUACUAUGUCAACAAUGACUAUGGUGAUGAACAACUACGAGAGGAGCCUCCUCAAAAGGUUUUGAUUGAUAGAGUCCAGAGAAACAUUCUGGCUGACAAACCUAGAGUGACAAAGUUCCCUAUUAAUUUUAAUCCAGAGAACACUGAAAAUGUUGAACAACAGGGUACUACAGAAAUUAGUGUGCAUGCAGGAGAAAUGGUUUCUUGUACUGACCAUCCCUCUGAUAUCCAGCCUUCAUAAAUUUUGAAUACCAAUGCCAGCUAUUCAGAAACUCAUGUUAUUCAGAAUAGAGGAAACUGACUUUCAAUCUGUAUGAGUUGUUAAAGGUUGUAUUACAAGUUAGUAAGUUAUUUUAAUCUGUAGACUUGAUAGAAGUCGUAGAACUAUGUAUUGUAAUUGUAAUUGUGCCCAUCUUUUAUGUUGUGUUGGAAUUUUCUCUGAAUGUUCAUUCUUUUUAGCCAAGAGAAGAAAAAUUGUGGUCUUAUUAAACUGAACUUGGGC